Messenger RNA from Alternaria atra, 852 nucleotides. RefSeq lists its product as uncharacterized. The coding region runs from base 1 to 852 and encodes 283 amino acids. The record is from RefSeq and is a predicted model, not a curated record. NCBI's taxonomy places the organism in Eukaryota, Fungi, Ascomycota, Dothideomycetes, Pleosporales, Pleosporaceae. The transcript is spliced from 2 exons.
AUGACGAGCUUUAUCUCAAACAUUAUCUGGAACUCGGUCGAGGGCUUUGUGGAUGCUGGAAAGAAGACGGCUGGUGAAUAUGGAGGGAAUGCGUUGAUCAAAGUUGGAGACAUGAUUGAGAAUGGUGGAAGGAGUGUAGGAAAUGGUAUCGAGAAAAAGGCGACAAACUACGGCACCGCAAUCACUGGCCAAACCUACAAACCAACAGCCAAAGCCCUCCCCUCCACAGCACGAAAGCCGGCGAUCAAGCGUUCGAACUCGACCCCUGCGAGCAACAAGCCAACUACCAGUGGGGUGCCUAUAGGCGCGAAGAAGUACCCGGGGAGCAACCAAGUCAACGGUGCAGUCGGGGGAGCGAAGAAGACUGUCGGUGGGGUGAACAAGACCGUUGGGGGCGUAACAAGCGGCGCAUCCAGAGUCACCGGAGGAGUUGUAGGCCGCGCAAACAGUACAGCGGGCACCGUAACAAACAACGCCACAAAAGCUACUGGAGGUUUUAUAGGCGGCGGUCAGAAAGCUAUCGGUGGAGCCACGAAAUCCAUUUCUCCCUUCAAAGGCCCCGGAGCCACACCCACGCCAAACAAGACUCUUCCAAAGGCCUUCCCAGACACCAACAGCAUCCCAAAACCCGCAUACCCAGGGCCUAAGAAGACGGUGGUCAAGCCGGGUCAGCCAAAGCCGUUUACACCACCCAUUGAGCAGAAGAAGCCUGAUCCGAAGAAGGCUUAUCCAGGCACCAACACCUUGCCGGGAACGAGUAGGACGCCGGUGCAACAGCACAAGUUAAAGCCGUUGCCGACAUUGGGUUCUCAGGUUAAAUCAGGACAGACUAUGAAACAUAUUGCUAUAUAA